Molecule: messenger RNA, 898 nt
Organism: Frankliniella occidentalis (western flower thrips)
Lineage: Eukaryota; Metazoa; Arthropoda; Insecta; Thysanoptera; Thripidae
Product: U6 snRNA-associated Sm-like protein LSm4
Exons: 5
Coding region: 164-592 (142 amino acids)
Biological process (GO): mRNA splicing, via spliceosome; P-body assembly; nuclear-transcribed mRNA catabolic process
Cellular component (GO): spliceosomal tri-snRNP complex; P-body; U6 snRNP
Molecular function (GO): U6 snRNA binding
Source: RefSeq, a predicted model, not a curated record
GAGUCAUGAUACAUACGCACGCAGUCGAUUGUUGAAGGUGCUCAGUGCCGGCGGCGUAGUCCGAACGAUUUCAAAUUUGUUUCAACAAAAACACAAAAUCUGCAUACUGUAAUCAAGGAGACUGAUCUAAUUUGAAUUUGAAGCAUUUAAAUAAACCGUAACAAUGUUACCAUUGUCACUCCUCAGGACUGCGCAAAACCAUCCUAUGUUGGUAGAGUUAAAAAAUGGAGAAACAUACAAUGGACACUUAGUUAGCUGUGACAACUGGAUGAAUAUCAAUUUACGAGAAGUGAUUUGCACAUCAAGGGAUGGUGAUAAGUUUUGGAGGAUGCCAGAAUGCUACAUACGUGGAAGUACCAUAAAAUAUUUGAGAAUACCAGAUGAAGUUAUUGAUAUGGUUAAAGAAGAAGUAAUGCAAAAGUCCCGUGGACGAGGAGACAUGAAAGGUGGUCGAGGUGGUGGCCCAGGGCAGAGGGGACGUGGAGGUGCACGUGGUGCCUUUGGAGGACGUGGAGGACGACAAGGACCUUUGGGCAGGGGAGGUGGUCUUGGGGGUACAGGCCGACCUCCAAACAAGCCAAAAAAGAUGUAAUGUUCUCCAUAGCCAAUUAUGUAAUUUCCGACUGUUCUCAAUCAUUUACAACAGGCCAUCCAGUUUUGUUUUGAAAUCAAAUGUUCAUAACUUUUUGAGUUUGUAUAUAGAUGUAAUUUAUGUAGUGGAAUCAUUUUAUUUUACGUAACACUACACUGUGCUGUUUUGAUAGCUUUCUUAAUUUAAUUCAAAUUGAAUUAUUAAAUUGACAAAUGAUAAGAAGAGUUGUAAUUUAUUAUCAAUUUAAAUAUAAGAACAAGAAUAAUUCUUCUAAACGGUCCUCAAAUAAAGAAAAUUCACUAGUGA